CAGAUGGAUGCUAUGAUUAAAUUGGAGAAGUAAAAUAAGAAACAGAAUCUUGAAUUGAAUCUAUUAUGGCAAUAAUUAUAUGAGAUGCAGUGCACAUUUGUAAUUCUAUAUUAAUUCAUUUAGUAAUAAAGAAAUAACCCCUCGAAGCAAAGUUUUGAAGACAGGUUUUCGUAUUCGGUGUUUUUGAAUCUUCUUCCGUAUCUUUAUUUGCAUGAUAUUUUGAAAUUGAGAUUGAUGAACAGCAAGAUGAAGGAAAUAAUAACCAAUUAUUUGUUAUAUUAUCGGUUAGAGUAAAAGAAGGCAAUUUAACAAUUGGAAGUUGACAUUUAAGAAGAGAAAGAGAAGCUUCCAAUAUUAUAUAACGAGAUCUUAGAAGCAUUGAUAAAGCAAUCCAAAAAUUAUACUUAAGAAAUAAUUAAGAUGAAUUACAAGGGAGUUAAUCAGAUGCCAACUUACACACCUUUGUUAGUGAUGCAAGUGGCAGAAUGUGAGGGAAUUGAACUAUUCAAAAUAAUUCCAGAAGAGUUGAUGCAGUUGAAAAAUUAUUUAAUAUUUCUUGAUUUCAGCAAAUACACAGAUUAGAGAAGGAAUUAACUUUUGGAAUUUUACUAAGGCAAGUUGCAAUAGACAAAUCAAUUGGAACACCAAAUGAAUGUUUUAGAUAAAUCUGAACUCAUUUUUUCGAGGAUGGCUAUGAUGUGGUUGAAAUAGACCUACUAUCAAGACACAUACAAACAAUUUAGAUCGAUUAUGAUACUCAUAAAAGAGAAGGAGAAGUUGGGAUAGUUGGUUAGAUAAUUGAAGAUGAUUAAGAAGAAGAAGGAAAAGUAGAGAUUAGCCUGA
This is a messenger RNA of Paramecium octaurelia, 843 nucleotides long. The record is from the annotation of a GenBank genome assembly. NCBI's taxonomy places the organism in Eukaryota, Ciliophora, Oligohymenophorea, Peniculida, Parameciidae.